This is a messenger RNA of Daktulosphaira vitifoliae (grape phylloxera), 11583 nucleotides long. Its product is annotated as dynein axonemal heavy chain 1-like. Lineage: Eukaryota; Metazoa; Arthropoda; Insecta; Hemiptera; Phylloxeridae. Gene Ontology annotation, biological process: microtubule-based movement. Bases 19 to 11211 code for a protein of 3730 amino acids. The record is from RefSeq and is a predicted model, not a curated record. Gene Ontology annotation, cellular component: dynein complex. Gene Ontology annotation, molecular function: dynein intermediate chain binding; ATP hydrolysis activity; dynein light intermediate chain binding. The transcript has 49 exons.
AACAUUGAGUGUUUAUUAAUGAGAAAAAAGAGAUUUUUUAAGACCAAAUUUGUAAAAAUAGUAUCACUUAAAGAGUUUGAAGAAUUACAAUCAACAUACUUUGUAGAGACUAUAGAUUGGCUUAAAGAUGUCUGGAUUGAAGGAGUUGUGAGUAAGUGUUAUUUUGCUUUGAGUGACGUUAAUCGUGGAUGGUUCGAUAUUUAUCAAACUAACUAUAAUGUUUAUAAAGUAUCAAAACUUCGAAAAUUAAUGAAGCUCCUUCAAUUUAUAAUGCAAAGUUAUUUGAGAGACAUUGUACUCAAAUCAGCAAGAAGUUAUGCUCGUUUAAUUGAAAGACCAUGUAAGAAAAUAAAAGGAAUUAAUGAAAAUUUUGUUUGGGGAAAUGAAUUUUUAAAAUCGCCUUUUGAAUGGAAUGAAGAACCGAUAUUUUAUCUUGUACUAAGUAUGAACGAAUCUGAGUCAUUUUAUUCUACUGAUCCUGAUAAAUUUGAGUCAGUUGUGGUGAAUAUGUUCAGAAAUGGAAUAAUACAAAGCCACAAUGUACCAAUAUUUUAUAGAAGUUUACUAACUAACAUGAAAUUUUUCGAUAAAAUGAAUUUAACUUCAAUUGGUGUACUUGAAAAAGAAAUCGUAGAACAAGAAAUAAUUGUUCAAAAUUGUAUUCGGUUGGCUAUAAUACCAUUAAAAGCGUAUUGUAAGGAAUAUUUAGUUUAUUUACCAUUAUUCAACACCAACGUUCAGUUGUAUACCCAGACAUUUUUUGAAGGCAAUCCUUAUCCUAGUCAAGUUAAAGAAGAAAUAUCAAUGCAUUUAAGAAUGAAAGCUAAUUUAAAAAAAACGCUUCCUUCAAAUAUAACAAUUGGUCUGUUUUUUAUUAAUGUUGAAACAUUAAAACAAUCAUUAAUUGAUAAAUGUCGACAAUUGGCCCAUUUGAUUAUGAAAACAUUCGCAAAUCUCACAACAGAAAAACUAGAAAUUUCUUGUGAAGAGUAUAGAGGUAUUAAUUUAAAAUUAGGAGAAAAUCCAGUAUCAAUUGAACAGGUAUUUGAAAUAAAAGAAUGGAUUGAAACUAUACCUUUUUUAUUGAAAAACCAAUCAGAUAUUGUACAACGUUAUGUUUUGGAAAUAGAAAUGUUAGAUAUAUUUUGGUGGGUGAUUGAUAAAGAGCAGUCUGACAUUAAAUGGGAAGCAAUAAUAUGGCCCUAUAAAUUAGAAUUAAAAAUUAAAGAAACCUUACAAAAAUUAAUUAUAGAUACAGAAAAAUUUGAAAAAAUUCAAUUUGAAGACGAAUUAAAUUUACAAAAUAAAGUGGAAUUCAUUACCAGCAAUAUUUUAAAGCUUACACUAGAGGAUAGUUUGGUCAAAGUUUUUGAAAUUGCAGUAGACGUUAACAAAAACUGGAAUAUGAUAAAAGAACUUCAAAAAUUUGGUCAAACCUUAAAUCAACGACAAAGACUUUUUGGACAUCAAAUUACUCCAUUUGAUAAUGUUAAAAAAUUGGUAAAAGAAUUUGAGCCAUAUAAAGAUUUAUGGGUAAAUGCUGCCGACUUUCUUAGAAUGCAAACCGCUUGGCUACAAAAUCCUUUAUCGAAUAUUGUUGGAGAUUCUGUAGAACCUAUGUGGAAUGAUUUUUAUAAAGUUAUAACCAAGUGCCACAAGCAAUUUUCUGAGAUUCCAGGAGCUUUAAAUGUUGCAAAUGAAAUUAAAGGAAAAAUAGAAGAUUUUAAGCCAAAAAUCCAAUUAUUAAAAGAUUUAUUAUCUCCAGGAUUGAGACAAAGACAUUGGGAAUUAUUAACUAAAAAAACUGGUGUUGAAAUUGUUAUGUCACCAAUAUUAAAUUUUGAAAAAUGUUUGGCUUUGGGCAUCGGAAAAUAUGCUGAUGAACUAAAAGAAAUUUCCGAUAAUGCUUCUAAAGAAUUUUCUAUAGAAAAAGCUUUAGAGAAAAUGAAAAAAGAAUGGGAAAACGUUAAAUUAAAAUUGCAACAACAUAAAGAUACAGGAACUUACAUAAUUAAAAUACCGGAUGAUGAGCUUCAAAUGCUUGAUGAUCAUAUACUUCUGACACAACAGUUAUCGUUUAGCCCUUUUAAAGGAGUUUUCGAAGAAGAAUUAACUAAUUGGGAAUUUGAUUUAAGACUAUCAAGAGAUGUUAUUGAAGCCUGGAGUGAAUGUCAAAAACAAUGGAUAUAUUUACAGCCAAUAUUUGCUAGUCCAGAUAUUAAAGAACAAUUGCCAAUUGAAGAAAAAAAAUUCAGUCGAUUUGAACGAAUUUGGAAAAGAAUAAUGAAAUCAGCUUUAGAAAAGAUCUAUUUAAUGUAUACAUGUCCUGAUAAACGGUUGUUAAAUACUCUGAUUGAUGGCAAUGUUCAACUAACUACAGUCCAAAAAGGCCUCUCUGAUUAUUUAGAGAUAAAAAGAUCGGUGUUUCCAAGAUUUUACUUUCUUAGUGAUGAUGAACUACUAGAAAUAUUGGCACACGCAAAAAAUCCUUUAGCAGUACAACCAUUUUUAAAAAAAUGUUUUGAAAAUAUUUUCAAGCUUGAUUUUGAACAUGAUUUAAAAAUCACUGCUAUGUACUCUGGAGAUGGUGAAAGUGUUAAACUAAAUCCAUCAAUAUACCCCAAAGGUACUGUAGAGUAUUGGUUACUAGAAGUUGAAAAGACCAUGAGAAAUACUAUAAAAGACGCAUUCAAGGCCUCUUUGUCAAAAGUUGAAAUUACACCUAGAAAUAAAUGGGUAUUUCAAUGGCCAGGUCAAGUCGUGAUUGGGGUUUCUCAAACUUCUUGGACAGCCCAUGUUGAAAAUAGUAUUAAAACCAACAAAUUGAAAAAAUAUUACGAAACCGUGUUAUCACAAUUAACAGGAUUAAGAACGUUAGUAAUUGGUUCUUUGACUAGUUUAGAACGUCAAAUUUUAUCUGCUCUUAUAGUGAUUGAUGUGCAUGCAAGAGACGUAUUGUCAAAUUUAAUAACGCUGAACAUAAAAAAUAUUAAUGAUUUUAAUUGGAUUAAACAAUUAAGAUAUUAUUGGUUAGAUGAUAUCGGAGAAGUUGUUAAGGCGGUUAAUGCUCAAUUUCCCUAUGAGUAUGAAUAUUUAGGAAACUCUGAUCGUUUGGUCAUUACACCACUUACAGAUCGCUGUUAUCUAACGCUAACUGGCGCUUUACAUUUAAAAUUUGGAGGUGCACCUGCUGGACCAGCUGGUACAGGCAAAACAGAAACAACUAAAGAUUUGGCCAAAGCUUUAGCUAUACAAUGUGUUGUAUUCAACUGUUCAGAUCAGUUAGAUUUUAAAGCUAUGGGUAAAUUUUUUAAGGGAUUAGCAAGCUCAGGGGCUUGGGCAUGCUUUGAUGAAUUUAACAGAAUAGAUAUUGAAGUACUCUCUGUUAUCGCACAACAACUUACCACGAUACAAAAAGCUUUGAUGGCUCGACAAGAUAGAUUUAUGUUUGAAUUAUCAGAAAUCACGCUAAAAGAAUCAUGCGCUGUUUUUAUUACAAUGAACCCUGGUUAUGCAGGUAGAACUGAAUUACCCGAUAAUUUAAAAGCACUAUUUCGUCCAGUUGCUAUGAUGGUUCCUGAUUACACAUUAAUUGCUGAAAUUUAUUUAUUUUCCUAUGGUUUCAAUGAUGCAAAACAAUUAGGUGGCAAAAUUACAACUACGUUUAAGCUUAGUUCUGAGCAACUUAGUAGUCAAGAUCACUACGACUUUGGAAUGCGUGCUGUAAAAACUGUAAUAAUUGUAGCUGGAAAUUUAAGAAGGGAAAAUCCAGAAAUGAAUGAACAGCAAAUUGUUUUACGGGCAUUAAGAGAUGUCAAUGUUCCAAAAUUCUUAAAAGAUGACUUAAAAUUAUUUAACGGUAUAACUUCUGAUCUAUUUCCACAAAUGACGCAACAAGAAAUUGAUUAUGGGUUAUUGGAAAAAUCAAUCAGAUAUGUUAUUUUAAAUCUGGAUCUAGAGGAUGUUGAUGAUUACAUAAAAAAAGUUAUUCAGCUUUAUGAAACUACAGUAGUAAGACAUGGUUUAAUGUUAAUUGGACCAACUGGUUCAGGAAAAACAAAGUGCUAUGAAAUACUGAAAGAUGCAAUCACAAGAUUAAAAGGAAUUUUAACGCCUAGUGGAGUUUUAUACAAUACUGUUCACUUGUUUGUUCUUAACCCAAAAUCAAUUACGAUGGGUCAGCUUUAUGGCGAAUUUGAUAUUUUGACCCAUGAGUGGACUGAUGGUAUUUUAUCAUAUUUGGUUCGCCAAGGUAUCUCAGCAAAAGACAAAGAUAAUCGUUGGUAUAUAUUUGAUGGACCUGUAGAUGCAAUUUGGAUUGAAAAUAUGAAUUCAGUUUUGGAUGAUAAUAAAAAACUGUGUUUAAGUAGCGGAGAAAUUAUGAAAGUAACUGAUAAUCAAACGAUGAUAUUUGAAGUUGAAGACCUCGCAGUUGCAAGUCCAGCAACAGUUUCACGAUGUGGAAUGGUUUAUUUAGAACCAGCUGUUUUGGGCUUAAACCCGUUUAUUAACUGUUGGAUUAAGAAGUUACCAAAAGCUGCUCUUCCAUUAAAAGACAAUAUUUUGAAUCUUAUCGAAAUUUAUGUUAUACCUGCAUUAGAUGUAGUUCGUAAAAAUCUUAGAGAAAUAAUUCCAUCAAUUCAAUCAUCACUUCUUACUUCAUGUUUGAAUAUGAUUUCAAUCAUGCUUAGACCAAUAGUUAAUUUCGAAGGCAAACCUUUACCGACGACACCAUUUUUAGCACUUAUGCCAAAUUUGUUACCAUGUUGGAUAGUUUUUUCAGUUAUUUGGAGUAUUGGAGUAACAUGUGAUCAAAAUUCUCGAGCGAUUUUUUCAAAUUGGUUAAGAAAACGAAUGAUCAAUAAUGAUCAUCCAUUUAAAUUCCCGAUCGAAGGCCUUGUAUAUGAUUACAAGCUACACGAUGGUGGAUUUUCUAUACCAACUGACGAUGGAGAACCCGCACCACCAAAAUGGGUUAAUUGGAUGACCAAUAUUGAAAAUUUUGAAAUUACCGAAGAAACUACUUAUUCAGAAAUUGAAAUACCUACUAUUGAUAAUGUACGAUCAUCAAGUAUAAUAGAAAUGCUUUUAACGAGUGGACAUAAUGUUUUAAAUAUUGGUCCAACUGGCACAGGAAAAACUCUCACUAUCAUGUCUAAACUUUCUACUAGUAUGCCAAAAAAAUAUCUAUCAGAUUUUAUAAAUUUUUCUGCUCGAACUUCAGCUAAUCAAACUCAAGAUAUAAUUGAUUCGAAGCUUGAUAGACGACGUAAAGGAGUUUUUGGCCCUCCGAUUUUAAAGAAAUUAAUCCUAUUUAUAGAUGAUUUUAACAUGCCAGCUCUUGAAGCAUAUGGGGCUCAACCUCCUAUUGAACUCAUUAGGCAAUGGAUGGACUUCGGUGGAUGGUACGACCGAAAAAAUAUUGGUGAAUGGAAGCAAAUAAUAGACGUUAAUUUUAUUGCAGCAAUGGGACCACCUGGCGGUGGUCGUAAUAAUAUAACACCAAGACUAUUAAGACAUUUUCAUUAUUUAUCUUUUACUGAAAUGGAAGAGAGCAGUCAAUGGAAUAUUUUUGGCCAAAUUCUUCAAUCAUGGACUAAAAGAAAUGAUAAUUUCAAUACUUUGUGGAAGCCUAUUCUUCAAAUGUCUCUUGAUGUUUAUAAAACAAUUUUAUCGGAUUUAUUACCUACACCUGCAAAAACUCAUUACACAUUUAAUUUACGUGAUUUGAGCAAAGUUUUUCAAGGAAUUUUAAUGUCGAUUCCGGAAGUUAUUUCAACUCCGGAAGAACUAUUAAAACUUUGGUAUCAUGAAAAUUGUCGCGUAUAUCAAGAUAGACUAAUAAAUGAUGAAGAUAGGAAUUGGUUUUUGAAUUUACUUAAAACUAAAAUGACUGAAAAUUUUGAAAAAAAUAUUGAAAAUCUUUUUUCUAAACAAAUUAUAUUUUGUGAUUUCAUUGAAAAUUCUGUUGGAGUUAAAUCAUAUCGAAGAGUGACUGAUUUUAAUAAACUCAUAACAAUAAUUUCGACUCAACUAUAUGAAUAUAAUUCUCAAAGUACGUCUAUACUUAAGCUAGUACUUUUUAUGGACGCAGUAUCACAUAUUUGUAGAAUUUCACGCAUAUUAAGACAACAACUUGGUAAUGCUCUUUUAUUAGGAAUGGGUGGUUCAGGUAGACAGAGUCUCACUAAACUCGCUGCAUACAUAACAAAACUUAAUCUUUUCCAAAUUCAAUUAACAAAAAAUUAUGGCAACAUAGAAUUUCGUGAUGAUGUUAAAAGUUUAAUGCUUAAGGCUGGAUUAUAUAAAAUUGAAAGUGUUUUUCUAUUUUGCGAUACUCAAAUUAAAUCAGAAUCAUUCUUAGAAGAUAUUAAUAAUAUGUUAAAUUCUGGAGAUAUUCCAAAUAUUUAUCAAAGUGAUGAAAUGGAUAAAAUAAUGCAGAAUAUGAAAGGACCAGCAACUGAGUUAGGGCUACUCCCUACUAAGUCAAAUUUAUUUAGCUUGUACAUAAAACAAGUCAAAAAUUCUUUACAUUGUGUUCUUACAAUGAGCCCUCUUGGUGAUAUAUUUCGGGCUCGAGUGCGUCAAUUUCCUGCCUUAGUCAAUAACUGCACUAUUGAUUGGUUUAGUGAUUGGCCGGAAAGUGCCCUGAAAAGUGUUGCAUAUCACUUUUUAUCAGAUGUUGAAGACUUAAAAUCAAGUCCAAAAUUGUUCAACAAUGUAGUGAAUAUAUUUCAAUAUAUGCAACAAAGUGUAAUAGAUGAAAGCAUAAUUUAUUUACAAGAAUUAAAUAGACACAUUUAUGUCACGCCUACUUCAUACUUAGAAUUACUAAGAUGCUACAUAGAAAUGAUUCAAGAAAAAAAAAAUGAAAUAACUGGAUCAAUGAAUAAACUUCAAACUGGUCUAAAUAAAUUGUUAUCUACUACAGAGGACAUUAAAGUAAUGCAAGCAGAAUUAAUUGAAAUUAAACCAGUUAUUGAGGGUGCCAAGGAUGAAGUAGACAAAAUGGUUAUUACUAUAGAAGCCGAUAGAGAAAUUGCUGGCGUGAAAAAAUUAGAAGUGGCUAAAGUAGAAGAAAUGGCUAUAAAAAUAGCGGAAGAAACACAUGAACUCGCAAGAGAUGCUCAAAGAGAUUUAGAUAAAGCUUUACCAUUGCUGUUAGAAGCUGAAGAAAGUCUCAAGUCUUUAAACAAAAAUGAUAUAUCAGAAAUUAAAGUAUUAAAGAAACCUCCAGCUGGUGUUGUUUUAGUUUUGGAGAGUAUUUGCAUUAUGAAAAAUGUCAAACCUAUUAAGAUAACUAGUGGUGCUCUAGGUAAAAAAAUAUUAGACUAUUGGGAACCAAGUCGAAAUAUGAUAUCAGAUCCUGCAAGCUUUUUAAAUUCUUUGAUAAAUUAUGACAAAGAAAAUAUAAGCGAAGCUCUUAUACACUCACUAGAACCUUAUAUCAAAAAUCCAAAUUUCAGUCCUGAAAAAAUUAUUACAGUUUCAAAAGCAUGUACAUCCUUGUGCUCUUGGGUUCAUGCUAUUUACAAAUACUAUUUUGUAAAUAAAGAAGUUAAGCCGAAAAAGAUUGCAUUAACUGAAGCCAAAAUACGACUGCAAGCUGCUGAUGAAGAACUUAACUCAGCUCAGCAACAAAUGAAAGAUGUAAUGGAUGGUCUUGAUCUAUUGCAAAAAAAAUUGACGGAUGCUAUGAACAAGAAAAAUAAACUAGAAGCCAAAGGUAAACUUUGUGAAGACCGAAUGGAUCGGGCUCUGAGAUUAAUCGAUGGUCUUACCAACGAACGAGAACGUUGGAUAGAACUUAUAGCUAACUAUAAAAUAUUUUUAGUAACAAUAAUUGGAGACAUACUUAUAAGUGCAGGUUCUAUUGCAUAUUUAACUCCAUUCACCGACAAAUAUAGAAAGUCUUUACGAGAACGCUGGAUGCUAAAGAUGGAUGAAUAUAAUAUUCCCCGUUCAGAAAAUAGUAAUAUUAUAUCAAUACUAGGAGAACCAGUUAUUAUAAAACAAUGGCAAAUGGCAGGUUUACCAAGAGAUGAUUUCAGCGUAGAAAAUGCCAUUUUAAUGUUUAAUUCUAAACGUUGGCCGUUGGUUAUAGAUCCACAAGGACAAGCCAAUAAAUGGAUUAAAAAUUUAGGUAAAACUUUGAUGAAUGGAAUCGCCAUAUGCAAACUAUCGGACAAAAAUUUACUACAGGAGCUACAAACUGCCGUAAGAAGUGGUAAAACAUGUUUGAUUGAAAAUAUUGGUACAGAAUUAGAUCCCGCGAUGGAUACACUAUUUUCAAGGUCGAUAUUUGUGCAAAAUGAUGUUAAUGUGAUUAAAAUAGGAGAAUCUAUAGUACCAUACCACAAAGAUUUUCGAUUAUUCAUAACUACUAAAUUACCAAAUCCACAUUAUUUACCUGAAAUUUCUAUAAAAGUUAUUAUUGUUAACUUUACUUUGUUAACUACUGGUCUAUUGGAUCAGUUAUUAGCAAUUGUUGUUAUGCAAGAAAGACCAGAUCUUGAAGAAAUGAGAUCAGCAAUCGUAGUAGGUACUGCACAGAUGAAAUCUGAGUUAAAAGAAACACAAGACAGGAUUUUGAAAAGAUUAACUGCAACCGAAGGGUCUCCUGUAGAUGAUAUUGGAUUAAUUAUGAUGUUAGAGUCAUCCAAAUUAAAAAGCCAAGAAAUAAUGCAAAAAGUCAAAGCUGCAGAAAAAACACAAAUAGAAAUAGAUGAAACACGUGCUCUUUAUAUACCAGUAGCAAACAGGGGCCAACUUCUAUACUUUUGCUUAGCAGAACUUCCUGUUGUAGAUCCAAUGUAUCAAUAUUCGUUAGAUUGGUUUAUAGGAAUUUUUAUAUCAAGUAUUCAAGAUACAGAUAAAGUGGAAAAUAUUGACACGCGUGUCAACAUUAUAAAUGAUCAUUUUACAUUCAAUUUGUUUCGAAAUGUUUGUCGUUCCCUAUUUGAACGUAAUAAAAUGCAAUUUGCCAUUCUUAUAUGUAUACGUAUCAUGAUUGGUGAUGGCACAAUCAAUUUUAACGAGUGGACGUUUUUCUUGUCUGGUGGCAGCCCUAUAAAUGUUGACAAACCAAAUCCAUAUUCUAGUUGGCUUAGCGAUAGAGCAUGGAAAGAAAUACAAUCUUUAGAAAGACUUCCAAAUUUUGUUGAAUUCGUGGAAAGUUUUUCAAAACAAUCAUCAUUUUAUAAAAUAAUAGUAGAUUCAGCAGAACCUCACAGAGAAACGUUACCAGAGCCUUGGAAAUAUGUAUUUGAUCAUUUCCAUUACUUAAUGAUACUAAAAUGUUUAAGACCUGAUAAAGUGCUUAACGGUCUACAAGACUUCUUAGUAAAUAAUCUAGGAGAAAAGUUUGUAGAACAUCAUUCAUCGGAUCUUGCUGAAAUGUAUAAAGAUUCAUCACCAACAAUGCCCCUCAUAUUCAUUUUAUCCGUUGGUACUGAUCCUGCUAAUGGCUUAUACAAACUGGCUGAUACUAUGAAAAUGACUAAACGGUUCUUUUCGAUAUCAUUAGGACAAGGUCAAGGACCUCUUGCAGAAAGUAUGUUUAAAGAUGCUAUAAUUAGUGGAUCUUGGGUAUUUUUUCAGAAUUGUCAUUUAUCACCAAGUUGGAUGCCACGGUUAGAAUAUUUAGUUGACACUAUUCCGGCGGAUAAAGUUCAUAAAGACUUUCGAGUUUGGCUGACUUCAAGUCCAUCACCUGCCUUUCCUGUAUCAAUUUUACAAAAUGGAUCAAAAAUGACUAUUGAACCACCACGAGGUGUUAAAGCAAAUCUUCUAAGAGCUUUUACGGGACCGGUAGUUGAAUAUGCAAAUUAUAUUUCUUCUGAUAACAAAAAAGUGAACAUUUUCAAAAGGCUUUUAUUCUCACUUUGUUUGUUUCACGGUGUUUGCUUAGAACGCCGUAAGUUUGGGUCUUUGGGCUUUAAUACAGCCUAUGAGUUCACAGAUGGUGACCUCCAAAUAUGUAUAAAUCAACUUUUUAUGUUUCUCAAUGAGUAUGAGACUGUUCCUUAUGAAGUACUCAAAUAUACAGCUGGCCAAAUAAAUUAUGGCGGCCGUGUAACUGAUGAUUGGGAUAGACGAUGCGUAAUGAAUGUACUUCAGGAUUUUUAUAGUCCAGUAGUCCUUAACGAACAUCAUACUUUUGACAAUAACUCACUCUAUUAUCAGUUAUCAGAUUCUGCGGAUUACGAUAAAUACUUAACUUACAUAAGAACAUUACCUAUUAAUGAUGAUCCAAGAUUAUUUGGAUUGCAUUCAAAUGCUGAUAUUACAUUUGCACAGUCGGAAACUUACAGAUCACUUAACAUUUUAUUGUCUUUGCAACCUCGCACCAUAUUAACUAGCUCUACAGAUGGGGACGACAUUUUAAAUAAUAAGGCAGAAUCAUUACUUCGAGAUAUCCCUAAACCUUGGUCUUCACUAGCAUGGAUACAAGAAAAAUAUCCUGUAACGUACGAGGAAUCUUUAAAUACGGUACUUAUUCAAGAACUGGUGAGGUUUAAUCGACUGUUAGCUAUAGUUGAUGAUACUCUACGAAGUCUUUUAAAAGGAGUCAAAGGACUAGUGGUAAUGACAGACGCUUUGGAGCAAAUGAUGAAAAGCUUAAUUUCAAACCAAAUUCCUGUUUUGUGGGCAAAAAAAGCUUAUCCGUCAUUAAAACCGUUAGGCGCAUGGGUAGUUGAUCUUCGAAUGCGUGUAGCAUUUUUAAAUAAAUGGAUAGAAAACGGCAUACCAUCCAGUUUUUGGAUAUCUGGAUUUUUUUUCCCUCAGGCAUUUCUUACGGGUUGCUUACAAAAUUUUGCUCGUAAAAAUAUUGUUUCAAUCGACACUAUUCAAUAUGGCUUCACAGUACUGGACAGCGUACCUGAGAAAAGACCACAACACGGAUGUGUCAUAUAUGGUUUAUUCUUAGAAGGAUGUCGAUGGAAUGAAAAUCUUCAUAUAUUAGAUGAAUCUAUAGCUAAAGAACUUUACACAGAAAUGCCUCCUAUUUGGUUAAUACCAGAACAAAAUCAUAAACUUCAAAACGGUUUUUAUGUAUGUCCUAUAUAUAAAACUUUAACAAGAGCGGGUAAUUUAUCGACAACUGGUCAUUCAACGAACUUUAUAAUAUCAAUUGAAGUACCGAGUAAACAGCCACAAAGUCAUUGGAUAAAACGUGGAGUGGCCCUAUUUUGUGCAUUAAAUUACUAAUUUUAGUUACAUUUAAAUUGUUUUUCUUCCUUUUUAUAUCUUUUUUAUUAAUUAAACUUUGUGAAUUUAAUAUAAACGUUCAAAUAUAAUAUUUUUUGCGUUAAUCUAAUGAUUGAUCUCUACUUUAUUCAGUCCAUUAGAUAAACAAUAUUAUGAAAUAAUCUAACGUACAAAAUUACACACAAUGACGUCAUCCAGUUACUAUUUUCACAGGAAACUUUUAGCUUCAAUGCGAAGCUGAGAAGGUAUUGGUUUUACUAUGAUGUUCUUUUUCUCAGCUCUCACCUAACCGAUUUCUUUCAACGAUACGUUAAAAGAUCAGAAUCGUAUCUAGUCGAAGACAUUGCCCUCAAAAAUUGAAAAAAAUUCCCU